CUGGCUAUCACUCAGAAGACAAAAAUAAAAAUUAUGAAUUACUGUGUAAAAUGACUUGCAAGUCUGCAAUGAGAAUGUUAAAUGCUGAGCAUACUGCUGUGGAUGUAGUUACUCAUGCUGUAUCUCUUUUAGAGGAUUCGCCUUUAACCAAUGCGGGAAUUGGAUCGAAUUUGACAGAAUGUGGAAAUGUCGAAUGCGAUGCAAGCGUAAUGGAUGGAAUUACGUUAAAUUACGGAGCCGUCGGCGCAAUUUCCGGUUUUACCAAUCCUGUUCAAAUUGCUCAGAAAUUAUUAAUAGAACAGAAUAAAGGGCUGUUAUCUCUAGGAAGGAUUCCUCCUUGUUUCUUAGUAGCGGAAGGAGCAAAACAGUGGGCCGUUAAACAUGGUUUUACGUACGUCCAACCGGAAGUGUUACAAUCAGAGAGUGCACACAAUGCUUUCAAAAAAUACAAACGAAAACUAGAAGAAUACGAAGAGUAUAAAAAAUAUAAAUUUAAAUCUGAUAAAAUGAACGAAGGGAAUAAUGUUGGAGAAGAAAAACUCGACACGGUCGGUGCAAUUUGCAUCGACGGCAAAGGGAAUAUCGCCAGUGCCGUUUCAAGUGGCGGAAUAGCAUUAAAACACUCCGGAAGAAUUGGCCAAGCUGCUAUGUAUGGAUGUGGAUGCUGGGCACAAAAUUCCACUUCACUAGAACAACCUGCCGUUGCAGUUGCAACUUCAGGAGGUGGUGAAUAUUUAAUUAAAACUUUAUUUGCACGUGAAUGUGCAAAUUAUGUUAUUAACAAUGACAAUACUGUUACUGCAGUUCAAGAAGUAUUCAAUGAGAAAUUUAUGAAUUCACCGUUUCUCCCGAAUUCGAUACAGAAAUUAGCCGGAGUUAUUGUUUUAAAAUAUAUUCCUUCGAAUGCACAUUGCGAAUUAGUUUGGGCUCAUUCUACGAGAAGCAUGUGCAUUGGUUAUUUUUCGUCAUUCUCCAAACAACCAAAAGUAACGAUUUCUCGUUUAAGAGAUUCUUCACAACAGACGAUGAUAGAGGCUACCAGCGUAGUAAUGAAAAUGCCGUCGUCCGACGAAUUGUUGAAUGUUCGAUAUUAAUUUUAAUACUUUAAAUAAAUUUUAAUGUAUGUUUGAUUUGUAAGUGAUUAUUAAUACAUUAAGUAUGUAUUACUAUUUGUACACGUUAUUUUCUAAUUAACUGCUAAAGCAUCUUAAUAAAUAAUUGUGUAUUCCAGCAUAUGAUUUAUUUAUUAAAGAUAUAUGUUUCCAGUAGUAUCUAUAAUACAGGACUAUAAUUGUGUCAAGAUUACUGUAAUUAUUGACUUAUACUACUAGUAAUAAAGUCUCGAAAACUCGGCCUAAUGUGGACCGAAGGGUGGCAGAGUUUGUGAAAAUGCCAGGUUAUCGGGAAUGGUGGUUAAA
Molecule: messenger RNA, 1418 nt
Organism: Centruroides sculpturatus (bark scorpion)
Lineage: Eukaryota; Metazoa; Arthropoda; Arachnida; Scorpiones; Buthidae
Product: threonine aspartase 1-like
Exons: 12
Coding region: 51-1094 (347 amino acids)
Biological process (GO): protein maturation
Molecular function (GO): threonine-type endopeptidase activity
Source: RefSeq, a predicted model, not a curated record